Medioppia subpectinata is the source of this 1638-nucleotide messenger RNA. The record is from the annotation of a GenBank genome assembly. NCBI's taxonomy places the organism in Eukaryota, Metazoa, Arthropoda, Arachnida, Sarcoptiformes, Oppiidae.
UGAAGGCCACUCCCAUUGUUUGCAACGCUAUUGUUAUGCAAACAAUAAAACGAUUGUUUUGUAAACAAAAAACAAUUUAUUAAUUGAAUCGAUAGACAAGUGAUUGAAUGAAAGAGUAAUCAAUUGAAUGAAUGAACGCAUCGUUUAGUUAUGCAUUGAAAUGAAAACACAAAUCGCGAGUCAAUUGAAGACAUAAUUAUCAGUGAAUUAGUGGUCCUUUUGGGACCAAUUGUGUGGUAAUUGUGAGCACUUGUCGUCUGUGGCGGUAAUGGAAGCGUUGAAGUGAUGGCAAUGAAUGCGUUGAGUCUAUACGUGACCACUUGUCGUAUGAUCUUUCAGUCGUCGUGUCAAGACAUGGGCGCCUGGGCUGACAUCAACCGACUGGUCCUCUACUUAAGACAGGCCCUCACCUGUUGUGUGUGCGGACAACUCUUAACGGUUCCCAUGUCUUCCACCAUCAGCUCGUGUCAACACCACGUCUGUAAGGCCUGCGUCGGCGGCAAAAUGCGGUUAAAGCCCUCUUGCAGUUGGUGCAAAGAUCACUCCAAGUUUGUGGAAAACACUCAGUUAAGAAUUCUUCUGCAGUGUUAUCGCAAUGUGUGUCAGUUCAUGAUGUCAGCCGAUCUGCACCACAAGUGGGGAGACCUGACCAGCGGUUCCGCCUCCGGAACUAACAUGAGUUUCGCCGAACUGCUCGAAGAAGGCGCUCAACUCGACGAUAAGUACAGCUUUUCAGAGCCGCCAUCGCUUAGAGGGUAUUCCCGAUCGACGACAGGAAACGCCCGAAUCAAUGCCCGAAACGGACAAAUGGCCAACAAUUCUAACAUUAAUACCAAUUCUAUGAAUAACUCGAAUAACAAUAAGAUUACAAUUAAUGGGAAUUCAAAUCAAAGCGAAACGAUUGGCGUUAAAGAAAACGAUAGUAUUUUGCGAAACAAUUGUAUUGAAAAUAUGACAAACAAUACUACAAAACAUACACUCGUAUUAACGUCGGCCCCGAAGACCGUCGAAACGGCAAACCACUCGACAGUUGGUAUGAGUACUCACGCCAUACUCACCAACGGGUCGUCUCUCAUACGAAACCCAAACACGACGCCAUCGAAAGUGAAGGCCAAGCGUCGGGGCUGUCGAUGCGGUUUAGCGACUCCUAAUCCCGGGAAACUGACGUGUUGUGGACAGCGGUGUCCCUGUUAUGUCGACGGCAAGGGAUGUUUUGAAUGCAAAUGCAGGGGUUGUCGUAAUCCUCAUAAACACAACUCAGCCAACACUACAAACGCACCGAUGAAACGGCCCACACAUACACCACAACCGCCGUCACUACCCGUUACUGUCAGUGUGAGCGCAACCAUGAGUCCGACCCUCUCGUCCAGCAUUUCGGGCACUUUGAGUCCCAGUUUGUCGACCGGAUCAUCACUACUGCCCAUAUCGAGUACAUUGAGAACUAUAAACAUUGUCUCCUCUCCGGGCUCUUCGAGCGAUACUUUACUUCCUUUCCCUAAACUGGAAGAGGAAACCAUUGUUAGCGACAUUGAGAUCGACGCCUAAACUUCAUUCACGCCUUUCUUUUCAUUAUGAUUUCUAGACAAGUGUUUGAAUAUUGAGUUUAUUUUUAACUGUUUUUCAACAUCAAGAAUGUUA